AUGGCCAGCGGGAAGGAAGCCCUGGUGUUCGAGAAGUCCCCCUUGCGUGUGAAGAACUAUGGCAUGUACCGGGAGUGCCAGGUCCAGAACGACAUCAUGCCUGAUGCCUGUGAUCAGCCCCCACAGUUUCCUGGUAUGGUGGUCAAGGAUAGCCGUGAGAGUUAUUCUCCUGGAGACACAGCUCAAUAUGAAUGUCGCAUAGGAUACAAAAGAAGGGUGCCUCUUGCUAACAUGACUAUUGUUUGUCAGGAAAAUAACACCUGGCCAGUUGUCGCAGAUGGUUGUAGAAAAGAUCUCUUAAAUGGCCGUAUAGAGUUCUUAAAUGGAAACCUUCUCUUGGGCACACAAAUUAAAUAUAUUUUUGCUAAAUGUCCACCACCUCCCAAAAUAGACAAUGGAAAAUACAGCAAUGUAAAGGACGUCUAUGCAUACCAUGAGGUAGUUCAUUAUAGUUGUAACCCUACAAGUGGAGAUGAAUUUUCACUUAUUGGAAACAGAACUCUUAUUUGUUCUUCAGAAACAAAAUGGAGUAGUGACCCUCCUAAAUGUAAAGUGGUCAAGUGUCCUUUCCCAACAGUUGAAAAUGGAGAACAGGUAUCAGGAUUUGGAAAAACUCAUAGCUAUAAAGCACAGGUUACAUUUAAAUGCCUGUCGGGGUUUUUCAUGGAUGGACACAGCACAGUUGUCUGUGAGGAAGAUAAUGCAUGGGUCCCUGAAAUUCCAAAAUGUGUUAAAGCCCCCGAAACUGAUGACAAGGGGCUUCAGGGCACCCGGCUCCCCUCCCACGAGACUCAGUAUCGUCAGAAAUCAGGCAGCCACUGCUUAGAACCGGAAAGAAGGAACACGAACGUGGAGAGGCCCCCAGGGAAGGCACUGCCUCACGGGCCCCAGGUGUUUGCUACCCAAGUUCCCUGCUUCUGGCUCACGCUCACGACCCCAGGAGACCAGUACCGAGGACAGACCCUGUCUGGAGACCACACAGCACAGGGCCUUGUCCACCCUGUGCAAGGGUGGUCCUGCGUGGCUCUGCCCCGGGGGCCGCCUCCACUGCGGCAGCCACCACUGCGCCUGCGCCCCCCUGCGUCACAGCCCCCGCCCCCCGCCCACUCUGCGGAACUGGCACAGCAGGACCGGCAAGACCAACGCCACCGAGCCGGAGCCAGUGGCAAUGCCUCCAAGAUGGCAGCCGGUGAAAGGAGUCCCCAGAUACGAGCAGCCCAGAGAAAGGGGGAGGGCAGUCCCACCCUCUACACUAUGCUGGCCAUCCAUGAACUGGGGCCCCAGACCUGGAAGCCAGCCCCUCCACCCCCCAGACCCCCUAGCUGCCGCAUUUGUGCAGCGUCUUCAAUGACUGGCGCCCUGUCCCUCCCUCAGCAGAGCAAGUGGACCUUUCUCAACUCCUCGCGCCCCCUCUGCAGCAAAGGGGCACCACGCCCACUGCGGAGCGCAGGAAGGAAAGGUGGGAGCUGCACGGACUCACGUGCCGGCCAAGGGGCCUCACUCACGUCCCCAGCCCCAGCCCCCCGGGGCCACCAGGGGCUGCGCCCGGCCCGAUCCGCCUGCCACCCACACGGUGAGGGCAGCUGCGCCCGGAGGUCGUGCCGCAGCCGGGUGGGGUGCAGACCUGAGCGCAGCGCGGCCCAGGGCAUCGCCCCCCAGGGGGUGAACUCCUGCCCCGGGGUGCUCGGAAACCGCCUGCAGGCCAAGCUCGCCAUGCCGACCCCUACCCCGGCCAGGGCCCCGACCUUACCUCCCCGCCGCCACCUCCCUCGGGACUCCGGAUCCCGGAAAGCCGCCCUGCCUGCGCCCCGCGGGAGACACGAGAUGCGCAGCCGCUGCGGACGCCAACUCCACCGCGGACGCUUCCCGGGCGUGUGA
This is a messenger RNA of Elephantulus edwardii (Cape elephant shrew), 1878 nucleotides long. RefSeq lists its product as uncharacterized. The transcript has 12 exons. The record is from RefSeq and is a predicted model, not a curated record. Gene Ontology annotation, biological process: negative regulation of complement activation, classical pathway. Bases 1 to 1878 code for a protein of 625 amino acids. NCBI's taxonomy places the organism in Eukaryota, Metazoa, Chordata, Mammalia, Macroscelidea, Macroscelididae.